This is a messenger RNA of Alexandromys fortis (reed vole), 3393 nucleotides long. RefSeq names its product desmoglein 4 (gene Dsg4). Bases 1 to 3393 code for a protein of 1130 amino acids. Gene Ontology annotation, biological process: homophilic cell-cell adhesion. Lineage: Eukaryota; Metazoa; Chordata; Mammalia; Rodentia; Cricetidae. The record is from RefSeq and is a predicted model, not a curated record. Gene Ontology annotation, molecular function: calcium ion binding. The transcript has 16 exons. Gene Ontology annotation, cellular component: desmosome; plasma membrane.
AUGAGGGUGUCUUCACUGCGGAGUGAAAAUUACCUGGCAAAUCUCUACUUGAUUUAUAAGCAGGACCCAGCUAAGACUCACUCUCACUGCUUUCAAGUUCAAUUAGACAACUGGUUGAUUAUAGCUCUGAAGCGCUCAGCUCCGCUUGUCUUCACCAAAGGUGGGUGGGGACGCGGGGCAAUGAUGCCACUGUGGCUGUUAGGCCUGAGCCGGUGUCAGGAAGGGAAGAGGGUAACGUCCAAGGGAAGAGCAAAGGGAGAAAGGGAGAAGACAAGAGACGAGUGUGAGGCUCAAGAUGGGAACAGAAACUUCCAAGUGGUACUGGGAGUGAACAGUGAAUUUAUCGUUGAGGUGAAAGAACUAGACGUUGAAAACGGCACCACAACCUGGCAGACCGUCAGAAGACAAAAGCGGGAGUGGAUCAAGUUUGCCGCCGCCUGUCGGGAGGGAGAGGACAACUCCAAGAGGAACCCAAUUGCCAGAAUUAGAUCAGACUGUGAAGUGAACCAGAGGAUAACAUAUCGAAUCUCUGGAGCAGGGAUUGAUCGACCACCUUAUGGAGUGUUCACCAUCAACCCUCGGACUGGGGAAAUUAACAUUACCUCAGUGGUGGACAGAGAGAUAACCCCACUGUUCCUGAUCCAUUGUCGCGCUCUGAACGCACGAGGGGAAGACUUAGAGAGGCCCCUGGAGCUGAGAGUCAAAGUCAUGGAUGUGAAUGAUAACCCGCCGGUCUUCACUCAGAAUGUGUACACAGCCACCAUUGAAGAAAACAGCGACGCCAAUGCGCUGGUGGUAAAGUUAAGCGCCACAGAUGCAGACGAAGACAAUCACUUGAAUUCUAAAAUCGCCUACAAGAUCAUCUCCCAGGAGCCUGCUGGCGCACCCAUGUUCAUGGUGAACAGGUACACCGGAGAAGUCCGCACGAUGUCCAAUUUCCUUGACAGAGAGCAACACAGUAUGUACAAUCUGCUCGUGAGGGGCUCAGAUCGGGACGGAGCCACAGAUGGGCUGUCGUCCGAGUGUGACUGCAGAAUCAAGAUUUUGGAUGUCAAUGAUAAUUUCCCCAUCUUAGAGAAAACUUCGUACUCAGCAAGUAUUGAAGAAAAUUGUUUGAGCUCAGAACUGAUACGAUUACAAGCAAUUGAUCUUGAUGAAGAAGGCACUGAUAACUGGUUGGCAGAAUACUCAAUCCUCUCUGGCAAUGAUGGGAACUGGUUUGAAAUCCAAACAGAUCCACGAACCAAUGAAGGCAUUUUGAAAGUGGUCAAGAUGCUGGAUUAUGAAGAAAUACCUAAUAUUUACCUCAGCAUUGGAGUAAGAAACAAAGCUGAAUUUCACCACUCAGUGGUGUCUCAAUUCCAAAUGCACUCCACCCCUGUGAGAAUCCAGGUUCUCAAUGUGCGUGAAGGACCCACCUUUCGCCCCAGUUCCAUGACGUUUAGUCUCCGAGAAGGAACCCGGGGAGACUCCUUAAUGAACUAUGUACUUGGCACAUACACAGCCAUAGAUACGGACACAGGGAACACUGCAACAAACGUCAGGUAUAUCAUAGGGCAUGAUGCAGGCAGCUGGUUAAAAGUUGAUUCAAGGACUGGUGAGAUACAGUUUUCUAGAGAAUUUGACGCCAAGUCAAAAUAUAUUACUGAUGGAAUAUAUGCAGCAGAAAUCCUGGCUAUAGAUGAUGGCUCGGGGAGAACAGCUACAGGAACCAUAUGCAUUGAGGUUCCCGACGCCAAUGACUACUGUCCAGUCAUUCACACUGAAAGAAGAAGUGUCUGUGUCGAUGCUUCGUCUGUCAGGAUCUACGUCAGUGAUCAUUCCUUCGGGUCUCCCUUCACCUUUUGUGUGGUCGAUGAGCCAUCAGACACAGCCAGCAUAUGGCAUAUCCGAUCACUCAAUGAAACCUCUGCCAUCCUUAUGACUGAACAGACUCUAUCUCCAGGAACGCACCAAAUCCCCAUUCUUGUGACGGACAGUCACAACAGAGCCUGUGAGCUGCCGCAGAUUGUCCUGCUAGAUGCCUGCUUUUGCGAUGACCACCACGUGUGUUUGCACUCCAGCACCACGGGCAUCUACAAUGGGGACGGCACCUGGGUGACAGAUGACACCUAUGGGACUGUCACUGAUGAUGGGGUUGGACAGUCGAAUGUCAGACUUGGACCCGCGGGGAUUGGCAUGAUUGUUCUGGGCCUCUUGCUGCUUCUUUUGUCUCCUCUUUUACUGCUUAUGUGUUGCUGCAAGCGACGACAGCCAGAAGGCCUGGGGACCAGGUUUGCCCCUGUGCCCGAGGGAGGCGAAGGAGUGAUGCAGCCUUGGAGAAUAGAGGGAGCGCACCCGGAAGACAGGGAUGUGUCCAAUAUAUGCGUACCCAUGACAGCCUCUAAUACCCAAGACCGCAUUGACUCCUCUGAAAUCUACACCAAUACUUACGCUGGUGGAGGAACAGUGGAAGGGGGUGUGUCAGGAGUGGAGCUCAAUACAGGCAUUGGAACAGCCGCAGGCCUGGUGGCUGGAGCAGCAGCAGGGACCCUGAGGAAGAGAAGCUCAACCAUAGGGACACUUCGGGAAUACCAAGACACUGGCAUGAACAUGGCCUUUUUGGACAGCUACUUCUCCGAGAAAGCAUAUGCUUACGCGGAUGAAGACGAAGGCCGGCCAGCCAACGACUGCCUGCUCAUAUACGACCACGAGGGAGUGGGGUCUCCUGUGGGCUCCAUUGGCUGCUGCAGCUGGAUUGUGGAUGACCUGGAUGAAAGCUACAUGGAGACUUUAGAUCCAAAAUUCAGGACUCUAGCUGAAAUCUGCCUGGACACAGAAAUCGAACCGUUCCCUUCACACCAGGCCUGUAUUCCCAUCAGUACUGACCUCCCCUUGCUGGGGCCUAACUACUUCGUCAACGAAUCUUCAGGAAUGACUCUCUCGGAGGCUGAAUUCCAAGCAGAAAUGGAAGCAGCCUCUGAACCCAUGAUUCAUGGAGACAUCAUAGUGACUGAGACGUAUACCACUGCUGACCCCUGUGUGCAGCCAACGACGAUUGUUUUUGAUUCUCAGCUUCCACCCAAUGUAGUCGUGACCGAAACCGUAAUGGCGCCUGUCUAUGAUGUUCAAGGGAACCUUUGUGUACCUGCUGAGCUAGCCAACACACACAAUGUAUACUACGCUGAGAGAGUGGUGGCUAGCCCUGGGAUGCCUGACAUGGGCAACAGUAACAUGACGGAAGCCUGUAUGGGACCAAUGAUGAGCGGAGGAAUUUUGGUAGGGCCAGAAAUUCAAGUGACGCAAAUGGUGAGCCCAGACAUUCACAUAAGCCAAACCAUAGGCUCCAGCUCCCCGGUAACAUCUCAACAUCGAGUAACGAGAUACAGCAACAUACAUUACUCCCAACAGUGA